AUGACGUGUAGCACCGCAUUUCUAGCCCUGGACUUCGGUGCCGGCUUGACAUCACUGAAUUGGGUGGCUCAGGCCAUCCAAACUCAGUCCAAGGCUUUGCUCUCCGCGGACGUGGGCUUCGAGGCCACGGCGCCCGAGAGGCUGCACGCGACCUUCGUCUUCCACGGGGAGCUGCUACAGGCCUUGACCAAGCCGCAGCUGGCACAACUUCACCAAGAGCUCAGUGAUAUUGUCAAGGAAUCCGACUUGGAGCAAUGCGAAUUGCCAUUCAAGCGGUUUGAGCUCUUCCCUCCAGGAAAGCAGAAUCUCAUCAUAGCUCGUUUCGAAGCGCCCAAACUUUUAGUGAAGCUGCGCCGAAGCUUGUGGCGAUGCUGCUUGAAACACAACGCAUCAUUAAAGAUUGAUGAUGAAUGGCUACCUCACGUGACUUUGGGGAAGCUGCAGGCCAGCAAGGCUCAACUGGGAGGAGUCACUGUCGCCGCCUUGGAGGAGUUCGCACCUAAGCUGCCCAUCAUGGUGCAAGGGCUGACGCUGCUGGGCACGAGGCCCAAACAACUUUGGCUUGACUGGGAAGAAGCAUUUCAAUUCCGAGAACCUCAACAGCCUCAACAGCCUCAGCAGCCCGCAGCCAACAGCAUUGAGACCAGCGCAGCCUCGUCAACUGCCAUGACCAUGGCAUACACUGCAAGCGAUCCAGACGCAAUGCAGGUUGCAAGCAGCUGGCCAUUGUGGUCCCAUGAGCAUUCUGUGGAAAUGCCUGUGCAAUUUCUGACGGUUUGCGACCCUGAACACUGCUACUUCAGUGGCCUUGGAGCCGAACGUGUAUGGGGUGCUGGGAAAGCCCUAGCCUCCUAUUUGAGCACAUGGCAGCCACAAGGUUUACAGGUGGUGGAGCUGGGUGCUGGCUGUGGAUUGCCCGGCCUAGUUCUGGCAAGAGGAGGGGCAUUCGUGACCCUGACAGACGUGCCGUGGCUGCUCCAAAUGCUUGAGUACAAUGUCGCAGCCAACUUCUCCCAGGACGACGUGUUCCGGCCGUAUGUGUCUGCACUGCGUUGGGGCAAUGCUGCUGAUGCUGCCAGUGUCCUCCAGGCUAUUGGCCGACCCCCCGAUUUGGUCAUUGGAGCAGACUUGGUGUACCGGGAGCAAGACUUUGAUGCGUUGUUGGCGUGCAUUGAGAGUUUGGCCCCACGCAGGGCACUCCUAGCGGUGCAACGACGUGACGUUGCUCUGGAGGCUUUCAUCAGCCGCGUGAAGCACCUGGGAUGGUCAGUUUUCAGCCAGCUCAUCGCUCCUCGGGUUUUCUUACUCGAAGUCUUUCCGCCGGUGCAUUUGAAAGACACUGACCGUGCGUGUUUCAACUUGCAGGAAGCUCCUGAGCAGCGCUGCCAGGCAGCUCCUGCUGCGUAA
This is a messenger RNA of Cladocopium goreaui, 1407 nucleotides long. NCBI's taxonomy places the organism in Eukaryota, Dinophyceae, Suessiales, Symbiodiniaceae. The record is from the annotation of a GenBank genome assembly.